UUUUGAUGUUUGACAGUAGCUAGCUAGCAUAGCUGUGUAGGUCGUCCAUGGUCACGUUAGAUCUCUAUGUAAAAAGCUUUAGUAAACAUUUUCUGAUGCGACGUAUACGUAAUUCACCUGACAGUGAAUCGACGAGGAGAAUAAUAUAUCAUUAUUAAAAAAUUGAAGGUCAUGACUCGUGUUAUCUAGAAAAACAUCAUAGCUUACUUAACUGGCUCGCAGGCAGCCAUCUAAAUGAAUUGAGUUGACCCCCCAAGGAGAAAAAUAUGCAUUUGGCAGAUUUCGUUGCUGGUUCCGUUGGAGGUGAGCUAAAUAACGUUACUGUAAUGUGUUUUUGUCUGGUUGUUAUCUAAAUCAUUUAACUUAUCAUAGUUAUAUUGCUGAGAAAUUUGGCAACAUGUAACUACACAGGCAAGCGAAGCUAUAGGCUAGCUUACAAUGUGAAAUAGGUUGAAACAUUUUCACUGAGUUAGUUACAUAAUUUACGAUGUGAUGAAUAUUACUUGUUCCUACAGGAGCCUUUGGAGUGGCUGUGGGGUAUCCUUUGGACACAGUGAAGGUAUGUAUCUUGUUAUGUCAGCGAGCUUCAUAAGUUGGCUGUGCGCAUUUGACUAAUGUUUAAUAAUGUGCAGUUAUCAAAUUCAAUAACUUUUGACUCGAUUACCUUUUGCAGGUGAGAAUACAGACGCAAAGGAGAUUCACGGGAGUUUGGCAAUGCAUUCAUACUACAUGGAAGACAGAGGGGGUGAGUGCCUCAGUGAGGUGUUGAAACCCCCAUAUGAAGCGCUGUAGUUUGGACGUGGGGCUGAAAGCUUUCUCUCUCCACAGGUGAAUGGAUUCUACAGGGGCAUGUCCAUGCCAGUCACCACUGUCUCCAUCAGCUCCUCUGUAGUGUUUGGCGUCUACAGGAAUGUCCUGCAGUGUUUACAACAACUACGAUCCACCUCCACAGGUUUGGAUUUUCUGCCAGCCAAAGUGGACUUCUUCUUGUCCGGGUUGUCAGGAGGUGUUGCACAGGUAGUCUACUUAUAACUAGUAUAUUAGUCUACACUUGUUGCAACAUUACAUGACAUGGUGCUUGGCAUGGCCAAUAUUGGUCAGUUUCAGUGAAUUGUAUUAGGGGAACUAAAAAAAAAAGAAUUUUCCUCUAAGCAAAACUGGAUCAUAUUCACUAGGAAGCUAAUGGGCUGAAACACGACCUUGAUGACAUCAUACCACAACACCUUUGAGUAGUCUUUCCCUUGUCCUCUUUAAGGUAUCUGUGAUGGCACCAGCUGACAUAGUAAAAGUACGGAUGCAGUGCCAGAUGGUACACCAAGGCUUGGACGCUCAGCAACCCAAGUAUCGUGGCCCAAUGCACUGUCUGCUGACCAUCGCUCGUGAAGAGGGCUUCCUCGGACUGUACAAGGGAGCUGGUGCCCUCGCCCUGCGAGACGGCCCCUCUUUUGCCACCUACUUCACUAUUUACCACGUUAUCUGUGAGCAGCUGUCCCCACCUGGGAAGACCCAGCCAGGUAAACACAUAGCACCUGGGAACACCCAGCCAGGUAAACACAUAGCACCUGGGAAGACCCAGCCAGGUAAACACAUAGCACCUGGGAACACCCAGCCAGGUAAACACAUAGCACCUGGGAAGACCCAGCCAGGUAAACACAUAGCACCUGGGAAGACCCAGCCAGGUAAACACAUAGCACCUGGGAACACCCAGCCAGGUAAACACAUAGCACCUGGGAAGACCCAGCCAGGUAAACACAUAGCACCUGGGAACACCCAGCCAGGUAAACACACAGCAUCACUCUGGAAGAAUCUUCCAAAGCAUAUGCUUCUGUAACUCCGCUCAUGUCAUCUUUAAGUGUAAAUGGUUGCUUUUACAAUUGGUCAUCAUGAUUCUUGAUAAUUUAGUGUUGAUUAUUUGGUGUCUUUUUUCCCCCCCAGAGUGGAAGGUGGUUCUACUUGCUGGUGGACUGUCAGGGAUGUGUGGCUGGUGCAUAGGGACACCUAUGGACGUGAUCAAAUCCCGUUUGCAGGUGGACGGUAUGGGCAAGAGGAGAUACAAGGGUUUCUUCCACUGCAUCGCGCAGAGCAUACACACUGAGGGGCCUGGGUGUUCUCUUCAAAGGCCUGGGCCUCAAUUGCAUACGGGCCUUUCCAGUCAACAUGUCCGUGUUCGCCAUGUACGAGGUGGUUGUGCGCCUCCUCCGACCGAAAACUUGA
This is a messenger RNA of Coregonus sp. 'balchen', 2214 nucleotides long. The record is from the annotation of a GenBank genome assembly. Lineage: Eukaryota; Metazoa; Chordata; Actinopteri; Salmoniformes; Salmonidae.